Scheffersomyces amazonensis is the source of this 2792-nucleotide messenger RNA. It is a transcript of the gene KIC1, whose product is annotated as putative serine/threonine protein kinase. NCBI's taxonomy places the organism in Eukaryota, Fungi, Ascomycota, Pichiomycetes, Serinales, Debaryomycetaceae. Gene Ontology annotation, biological process: protein phosphorylation. Gene Ontology annotation, cellular component: cytoplasm. Gene Ontology annotation, molecular function: protein serine/threonine kinase activity; ATP binding. The transcript has a single exon. The coding region runs from base 319 to 2760 and encodes 813 amino acids. The record is from RefSeq and is a predicted model, not a curated record.
UAAUAGUAAUAGUAAUAGUAAUAGUAAUAGUAAAAUAUACUUUUUCCUGCAUACACGGUAUGUUACCACAAAGAACGAAAAAUUAUAUAGUAAGUUUUCGUAUUAUUUGUAGAUAGUUACGUUGCACAGUACAGUCCCCACCACACGACACCAAAACUAGUGUAAGCAUUACACAUUAUUAUAAACCAAUAAGAUCGAGGUAGUUCUGAUUUACAGUUUUUCAACCCUUUUUCCAGUUUAUAUAUAUAUAUAUUUUUGGUGUAUCAUAGUAUCACCAACUUAACUAUAUAAUAGAUCAAAAUAGAUAGUAGAUGGCUCAUGACUGCCAAUGGAUUAUAUCAAAGAACUGAGGUGAUUGGGCGAGGAAAGUUUGGGAUCGUAUAUAAAGGAUUUAAUAAACAAACUAAACAAGUAGUGGCUAUUAAAGUAUUAAAUUUAGAUACUGAAGAAGAUGAAGUAGCCGAUGUUCAACAAGAAAUCCAAUUUUUAACCGAAUUAAAGAAUGUACCGAAUGUUACGCACUAUUAUGGAUCAUUUUUGAAUGAUACAAAAUUAUGGAUUAUUAUGGAUUAUUGUGCGGGUGGAUCGUUGAGAACUUUACUUAAAGCUGGGGUAUUUGAAGAAAGGUAUGUGGGAAUAAUACUUCGCGAACUUCUCUUAGGUUUAAGUAGUGUUCAUAAAAUGGGAGUAAUUCAUCGAGAUUUAAAAGCUGCUAAUGUAUUAAUAACUAAAGAAGGGAAAGUACAAUUAUGUGAUUUUGGUGUUGCAACAAAGAUAACAUCUCAUGCAUUAAAGAGAACCACUAUGGCUGGUACUCCAUAUUGGAUGGCUCCUGAAGUUAUUAGAAAAGGUGAUACAUAUAAUAGUAAGGCUGAUAUAUGGUCUUUAGGUAUAACAAUUUAUGAAAUAGCUACAGGAAAUCCACCUUAUUGUGAUCGGGAUGCUGACUGGGCAAUGCAAAUGAUUUCUAAACUGACUCCUCCAAGAUUGGAAGGUCGUGAAUAUUCUCCUGCUUUAAAAGAAUGUAUUGCAUUAUGUCUUGAUGAAAAUCCUGAUGAACGUCCUUCUGCUGAUGACUUGAUGAAAUGUAAACUUGUUAAAUUAUACAAAAAUCUUCCUCGUAAUACUUUAAAAGAAUUAAUAUCAAGAUAUUUAUUAUGGAGAGAUAAGAAUCCAUCUCGUGAUUCCGUUUAUGUCCAAGUAGAAGAUCGACAUGAAAAUGCUUCUAUUGCAGAUGUUCCACAAGAUAUUGCAAAUGAUAGUUCUAAUCAAAUACAAGUAAAGUGGGACUUUGAUUCCUUAAGUAGUAGAGAGUAUAUCAUAGAGAAUGAUAUUCAUCUCGAACAAGAAACAGAUAAUUAUGAUGAGAACGAUUAUACUAAUAAUGGAGGUACUGAUACAUAUCAAACAUUACCUACUUUACAAGCUUCCUCUCAAACCAUUAGUCGCAUAAAUACGGUGGGUUUAAAUAAUUCAUCUACAACUUCUUUAUCUAAUAUGACUAGAAGUGGAAACACCACCGAAAUUCCUAAAUCGCUUCAACUGCUCUUUGAAGAUGCAGAAGCAAAUGAAGAUAGUGCUACAAAUUUACCUCCACCACUCUCUUCAAUGUCAUCAUACACCGAAAGAGUCGAAUCUCCAACUAUAGAAAUUCCUGACAUGGAUAAUUUAGCAAAUUUCAAUACAGCUAGUACCGCAUCACUUCCUUAUCUUAAUAAACCUCCACCAUUAUAUCAUUCACAAUCUGCAUCCGCCAGUCUUGAAUCAAGAUUUGCAUCUUCGAAUGCCAAUAUAAAUACCAGACAAAGAAAGAAAACAAUUUCGAAUACAUUUUCUUCGUCAACAACCGCAAUUCCAACACAGGCAUCAUUACUACAACCUCAAGUUCAACAACAAGUACAACAACAGGGUCAACAACAAUUACCAUUAAGAACCCCUCAUACACCUCCAUACACAAAUCAUAAUAUAGGUAUAAAAACUCCAUCACCAAUCCCUCCACCAAGUUCAUCAGUUCUAAGUAAUGCAACUAUUGGAGCAACUUCAGGUUCACCUUCCAAAUCAAUGAAAGCUUUACAAGUACAAACAAACCCAUUACUUCAACCAAUAAAUUUUAAAGUCAAUUCAGAUGGACAUGCUACAGGUUCAGAGAAUAAUAUAAAACCAGUCUCUAGUAAUUUGAAUAAUGGUAAUUCGGCUAGUGCUAAGGCUAAAAGAGCUAGACCAGGAUUUCAUAUUCAAAUGCCUACUCCAUCCAAUUCCAUAAAUCCAUUAUCGGCAUUAACCAAUGAUGCCAAUACUACGAAUGGAGAUGAUAAUAUUAAUCAAUUUGGUAUUAAUACGGCUCAUGCUAUGCCAUUAGCAAUGACUCCAGUUACUGAGAAAGAACAACCUACAUUUGUAACAGAAGGGGAACAGGAUUAUAAUGGAGAUAAUUCUCAUAAAAUAUUAUCUAAAGAAAGAUCAGAUUCAGUAGCUUCGAGACAUUUACCAAUGCAGAAGACUCAUAAAUCAUCUAUUUCGGCAAUAGGAUCAGGUACAAAUACUGCUAAUUUCUAUAUAUCUCGAGGUAAUUCUAUAAGUGGAACUUCAGAUAAUGCAGAAACCAUAACGAAUACAUCUUCUAUAACAUUCCCAAUUAUUCCACCAAUUAACGGAGAAUUUUUCAUUGAUUCUACAUCUAAACAAAAGCUAGUAUCAGAAUUGGAUAAUAUGAUCCGAUUAUUUAAUCAAGGUUUAGAGGCAUUAGAACUUAGUCUCUAAAUUAUAUAGUCACGACGAAUUCAAUAUUAAUG